AGACUCAGUCCUUCUCCCUGCAUCUCAUCAGGCGUGUGUAUGUGUGUGUACUUCUGAGGAUGUGGAUCCAUGAGGAGGGGGUGUGAUGGCGAGAUUGCGUAGAGAGGUUGUUUCUGGACAGAUCUCUCUUCAUUCUUUCACUCUUUCAAUGAGGAGGAUCCCCGCUUUGUUGAGAUACCUUUGGCUGUAAAGGAUGCGAUACGCCGCCCGCACUGGGGCGCAAGGUAAAGCGGGGGCGAUGCGUCAAACUGGAGGAAAUCCCGUGCAGUAGCGGGGCGAGUGCAGCUAAGAAAACACUGUUAAUGAUAAACUGGAUUCACCGUUUUAAAUCGGUGAUGUGCUGAUGUUGUUAAAUUAAAGAUGGAAAGGAUAGCUGCACCGCUGGAGGCUGUUAGAGAUCUUAAAUGCGUCAUAUGUGCGCAUUUUUCUGUUGUUGCGCAGUUUUUUAGAGGCUGGGAUGAUAGUAAAGGGCUGGAAAAGAUCCUUAAAGUACCUUAAAAGAGAUUUACUCUUAAAAGGAUCAUAUAAAGCUUCAAAUCCAGCUUUUGUGUGUGCGCACUGGCAGUGGGCUGAGUGCAGUGCAGCCUCCUCUGCCUGUUGACUGACAGCUCUGCUGCACUGCAGUGAUUCCUCCGCGGCUUCCCUCCGCUUUUGUCGCCCCUGCUCCUGCCAUACAUCAGUCCUCACACGGCGAUUAUAUCUCGCUCUACUGCGCGCCGGUUCCUCCCAUUUAGCCCCUGUCUGUCGGGGACUUGCACCGUGCACCGAGUGACGAGAACACCGGCUUUUUACGCAGGAGUGUGGAGGGGCUGGUGGUGAUGCUUCAAACGGCUCUUUGUUGUCCCCCGACACUCCCUUUAAUUAACCAUGACUAUAAUUACUGAGCCACGCUUGUAUGAGCCGAAAAGCUGCCACGUCUCCCGUGUGCUUUUAUUUUGACAUCUUUUAUGCAGCAAUUGGUAGAAAAAAAAGAUUGAUAGUUGUAGUUUUAGACAUUUGUUAGGAGUAUCAUCAUUAAAAUAUCCCCAAACACCAUCACUGACAUCUUGGUCUCAUUCCAGUGCCUAUUUUUAAAAACCACGAUGCUCCCCCUGCACCCCCAAACUCUAAAAAAUGUAGUUUUCGUUUCCUGUGAGGAGAUGUCGGAGCUGCAGCCCUCUGUGGAUGUGUCUAAUCUCGAACCAGUCGCUGAAAAAAGCAAAACUAGUUUGAACUGGAUCAUUAGGGGCAACCUGCUAUUGAUAAGGCUGCACCCACCCCCACUCCCUCCCUCUUCCUUAAGGUAUCCCCUCCCCCCCUCCUCCCACCAUAGGGCCACAGAGGGAAGGAGAGGCAUGAGGAGGAGGAGAUGGAGGGGGGAGGUGGAUAACCUGCAGAGUCAAAAAUGCGCUCACACACUCUCUGCUCAGCUCGGAUAUUCUCUCGACAUGGAAACUGCAGCAGAAAGAUGGUUGUCUACGCGUCAGCACCUGCCCUGCAGCGUUCUCACCAUGCCGACCGGGCCUGAGGAUGCUCUGAGCAUGCGCAGUACUGCCCUUUGGUUGCUUCCAGGCGCUGCUGCUUUCAAGUGCCGUCGGUUGGUUUUCAUGUUGUCAAAUGAGCACAUAAAAACACAGCAACGUUACAAAAUAAAGACGAGUUUACGUUAAUAUUCCUCUGAUGAUCAUAAAUUCGAAGAGAUAUCAAAGUGAUAUAUGUGGUAGUUAAGAUUAAAGCAACUACAAAGAGUGGAAAAAGACAGUCACAAAACCAAACACAAAAUUCCAAUUUAAGUACCUUCAAAGUGAGACAAGAACAGUGAAAAGGACCUGACCUUUUCAGUGGAAUAAUAAAACAUCAGUACUCAUAUUUAGAGGGUUUGUUUUGUUGAAACUUUUGCCUGGCUGAAUUAAAGACAACAAGUGACACAGCAGAAGUGGGCAGUCGUCUCAGAGUGUCCUUGCCACAGUACCUGUGUACGUGCAAAACCAUGCAAUGCAACUAUAAGGAUUGAUUCUGAACCACAAGUUUCAGUGUCAAACUCUUAAAGUCACUCGACUUUUUACUGUCGAAGUUCGUGUAAAAACAAGAAUGACUUUCACAAGAUCCAAAUGCCGCUCAGUCAGGUACUCUCGGGAAAAUAUGUCUAAAACUUUUUGCACUUGAUCCUUUGGGGAUCAAUAAAAAACACAAACACAACGACAAACCAUGACAACAGAAAACUAAAACAAGUUACUUUUGGUGGUCAAGGUUCGAGAAGCGAGUAAUGAUAAAGACACAAAUAAGAAACACACAGGAAUCUCACAAAAGCACCACACAGAGACAGAAAUGGCCACAAAGAAGCAACAAGACACACAGACAAGCGACAAAGAUACAACGACAAAGUGACCACAAAGAGUCACAACUUUACAAAACAUAGAAAUCUACUGAAAGACAAAAGACCAUCACCGAUAUGUCAGUUCUUUUCCCGUCAUGGUGUCAUGGACCCUAAAAGCUUUUAGUUACUUUACAAAACUAUCAGGUUGUCUGUUUUGGUCGAGUUUCAUGCAUCAUAGCCUGUUUUUAAUAGUUUCAUCUUAUCGAAUCAGGAGCCUUUCAUGCAGUUUAUCAACCUGUUUUAUUUGUUUUCAGUAAAUCAGAGUUUGGUGGCGUUAUUAAGCCAAGACAACGAUUAAUUUAAUGUUAUCAUUUGGCGUUCUGGGUGGCUGUGGGCGUUUGUGAUUCCUGUUGGCAGAUGAUUUACAUACAAAACAGUUGUGGAGCAGAAUAAGCAGAAAAACUCCAUAUUAAGACUCGUCAUUUUUGGUGCAGGAUUUAAACUUGUAAUGGAGGUUUUUCCCUCCUUCCACUUUUGACUACGAACUGCAGACACUUGGAAAUCCACACACAGACCCACAUAUUGUUCCAAUAGUCUUGGAUUUGACCUCUGACCCCCUGUGCUGCCCUAAGGGUCACGGCUGGCUCUCUCGCUCCUGAUCCUGCCGUGACCCCUGUUGCUUUUCAAUGACUUGGCGGACUGGCAGGACGGCUCCUGUGAAGUGUGAGGGUUCAGGGUUCAGACAGUUUUCAGGAGACCCCAAAAAUCCUGCCAGAGAAAGUUCUUUAAAUGUAGAUUUGCAAAUCAUCACCAGGAUGCCAUCUUUUUUUUAUUUAGCUGUGAUAAUCAGACACUCAGGACCCACAUGUGUGUUUCAGCGUAAACCCUGACUCACUUCCUGAGGCUUGUCUCCCUCUUGUGGCCACAGGUCAGAGGCACAAAAACCCAAACUGAAGCUGGAGGGCGCUUUUAAAAACCUGGAUGUGGUUUUUUCAGAGGCUGCGUUCGUCUGGUCAAACUGGUUCGUCUGUUUUUGUUCGCCUCAGAGCCUUUUGUUCUUUUUAAUGAGGACGGAUUGUCUCUCUUUUGUCAGUAGAUUUCAGAUUUGUAGGGAUUAUUUUCAGCGGCUGUUUUUGACCCUGGAUUUGAAGACUUAAAGGACCAGAUUUAGUCUUAUAAAGGAGACAUUCAUAAAUUUUAAUGAUAAUCUGGUGAGUUAACCUGAUAAAACAUCGAUUUUUCAAGUCAAAACGAGUCGAGUAAACUUUGUUAGCAAUAUUAAAACUCAGUGGAAGAACCAGAUGUUUUUUUUUUUGUUUAUCUCUUAUAUAUAUUUUUACUUUAAGAAAAGCUUCUACACUUCUCUCUUAAGAUCAAAAUCCAACAAUCUAUAACGUUCAUAGUUUAUUUUAAGUCCUUAGGGUCGUCUGACUGAUUUGCAAACAGGUUACAUACCGCAUCCACAAACAUACAUUACCAAAUAAAGAGACUAAAUGUUUAUUUCUGCUCUCUCGGAGACACAUAAUCAGUCAUUCAGUUGGACCCUCCGGGCUCCAGAAGAACAGACAGUUUCAAAAACAAACAAGUGAAAACAGAACGGAAAAGUGGGCUGGGUGAGUCAGGAAAAUUACCACGUUGAGAGUAUUGUUUCCAGGGAGUUUUGAGAGAAGUGUAAUUCACUUAGAAUAGUUAUCUGAGCAAAUUAAUCUCCAAAAAAAGACAGAAAAAAACAGAGAACCACAGCUCUUAAUUUUAUAUAAGACACUUUAGGAUUUGGGUUUUACUUUUAAAGGUGUACGCCGUUAAAAGAGAUGAAUUAAGCUAAAGUUUCAUGCAGAACUGAAGCUUCCUGUUUAAGGCAAAUAUCAGGUGUCAUUUAAAUGUUAAAAAACCUUCAAACACAGCUGCAGGCAUGUCCCUAAAAUUAGCAUAAUGUUAACAGUUGUUUAAAAUGUAUUAAAACCUUCAUUUAGAAGAGAAUUGACAUAUUUUAGAUUUCAGGCCACAAGUUUAUUCCCUAUAUUAGAUACUGAUUAAAUAUAAGUGUGAUUCUGUCUGUGUCUGUUAGUCUUUUCCUCAAGUAACCAGGAAAAAAAAAAGCAUAUUUAGGAUAAAUAUUGAAAUUAAGCCAAUCUAAAGAGGAUUUCCUUAAAUAAAAUAACCUUUGAGCUUUGUAGUUUUCAUGUAUUUUUUAGAACAAGCCUUUCUAGCUCAUAUAUUAAUCACUAGACUCACUAUAUGCUUGAAGGAAAAUGACUAAAAACAGGUGAGAGUAAGAAAAUCCAAUAUUUAACAACAAAAACAAACAUUUUCAGCUGUCUCAAAGGCUGUAUGCUCAUUUCUGUGGUGACUGGAGUUCAACCACAUGCUGGAGUAUAAUUAAAGAUGUCUAAAGAAGUUUAUCUUGGUUAGUUCAGGUUAUUUUCUUUAAUGCCAAAACCACGUGAUGACCGACUCACAAACAUAAUGAGUGUAUAAAACUUUUUAGUGUUCAUACCAUUGAAAAUUUUCACAUAAACAGUUCUCCUAAUGUGAAUAAAAUAAAUGUGAAAAUAAAUGAUAAUGUUUCACUCUAGGAAUUAAAAGUGACUGUACUGCACACCAGGUCAUUAUUUAAUAUAACUGAAUGACAGUUAAAUAAACCAGGAGCAGUGACGUGAUCUUUGAUGUCUAAUGAUUCCACUCAGAAGGAAGUUUCCGUGCAUCACAGCGAACGCCUCGGAGCAUUGUUUGUCUCCUGCGAGCACAAACAUUUGGUGUCUUUCCAUUGGAUGAUCUCUGGUUUUUAGUCACAGUUUGUCUCUGAACAAACAUGUUUAACUUAAAACGACGCAUAUUUAAAGUUCAUCUCUCUGAAAGACAGAAUUUCCCUGAACAGUGCUGAAGCUCUUUGUACCCAGAGCUGCCGCAAUCCACAGGUAAGCUAAACACCUUUAUUGGGCUUUAAAACACAGUUUACAGAUAAUCUCCAUGAAAUCUUCACUUUUUAAAAAAUUGAAUUGUUUCCUUUUAUUUCUUUCAGAAAAUGAGGAUCCAAAUAUUGCUGCUGGUCGCCGCUUUUGUGGCUGUAACCAGCGCAGCACCGCUCCAUUCUUCUGUAGCACCUGUCGCAACGCAUGUCACCUUGCAUUCAGUCCACCCAUGUAAGAAAAUGGAUUCUUGAUUAUUCUGUUGUACAUGUUUUAUUGUAUUUAUCCAAAGAACAAAUUCUAGAAAACUUCACUGAUAAAUCUUCUAAAAUUAUUUUAUUUCCUCAGAUUCUGAUUCGCCCCAACACGAUGAAUUCAUGGCAGAUGAAGCAGAGCUAGACGCUGCUUUCGCUGAAAUGGCAGAGGCAGAUGAUGAUGAGAUUAAUAUGCCAGAGUCAGAUGAUGAUGCUGCCGAAGAGCCAGAAGCAGAUGAUGAUGCUGCUGAGGAGCCAGAAGCAGAUGCUGCUGCAGUUGCAAAGCCACAGCAAGACACGGCUGCAGAUGAGAAGCCCCAGCUCGAUGCUGCUGCAUUUGCAAAACCCCAGCUUGAUGUUGCUGCUGCUGCUGAGAAGCCUCAGCUUGAUGCUGCUGUUGCAAGUUCUCAGCUAGAUGCUGCUGCAGUUGCAAAACCCCAGCUUGAUGCUGCUGCUGCCGAGAAACCCAAGCUUGAUGCCGCUGCCGCCGAGAAGCCCAAGCUCGAUGCUGUUGCUGCUGAGAAUCCACAGCAAGAUACAGCUGCAGUUGCAAAACCCCAGCUUGAUGCUGCUGCUGCUGAGAAACCUCAACUUGAUGCAGCUGCAGUUGCAAAACCUCAACUUGAUGCUGUUGCAGCCGAGAAGCCCCAGCUCGAUGCUGCCAAAGAGGCCCCAGCUCAUGAUGAACCCAAGGCGUACGUUAUGGAAGAUGACAGCUUCAUGCAGGACGCGCUGAACGACGAUACCCUCAUGCAAGACGCCCUUGAAAAUGAUCCACUCAGAGCCCAACUCUAUACUAUGGAAGAUGACAUAUUCAUGCAGGAUUCCUUCAAUGAUGACGUUCUCAUGCAGGACCCUGCUAAUGAUGAGAAGUUCAUGAAAAAAGAUUAGAAUUUAUUUGACCUGAAAGGAAAACAGAGUAAGUGAUCCUGAUGUUUGACGAUUAAAAGCCUUUUAAGAUGUUGGGGUAGCUAAAUUCCCGUUAAAAAAAAAACAAAAACCUGAUGGUAUUUCACAUGAAUGCACAACUUUUUCUCGUCCUGCUCGGAGAAUAUUUCUGACACACCUGUACAUGAAACUGCAAACCACGAGAUUCAUUAAAAAGAACAUUUCUAUUUGUA
Molecule: messenger RNA, 6580 nt
Organism: Xyrichtys novacula (pearly razorfish)
Lineage: Eukaryota; Metazoa; Chordata; Actinopteri; Labriformes; Labridae
Source: the annotation of a GenBank genome assembly